Messenger RNA from Asparagus officinalis (garden asparagus), 539 nucleotides. RefSeq names its product peamaclein-like. The transcript has 2 exons. NCBI's taxonomy places the organism in Eukaryota, Viridiplantae, Streptophyta, Magnoliopsida, Asparagales, Asparagaceae. Bases 49 to 327 code for a protein of 92 amino acids. The record is from RefSeq and is a predicted model, not a curated record.
ACUCUCACUUGCAUGGCCUAAGCCUAAUGUCCUAAAACUUGUUCAAAGAUGAAGAAACUCUUAUCGCCUUCAUUAGCGCUUCUCUUCCUCCUACUGACUUCAUCCUACCUCCAAGCUUCCCUUGCUGGCUCAGGUUUUUGUGACGGCAAAUGCAAGGUGAGGUGCUCGAAGGCAAGCAUUAGAGACAGGUGCCUUCAGUAUUGUGGACUGUGCUGUGCUCAGUGCCGUUGUGUUCCCUCUGGGACUUACGGCAACAAGGAUGAAUGCCCUUGUUACAGAGACAAGACCACCGGCGUCGGCAAGAGAAUGAGACCCAAGUGCCCUUAAUUCAGGUUGAGACUGCCAUCAGGCUUAUUAGUUAUCCGAGGCUUUGUUGCUUCCACAUGUAUUAUGUAGUGAGAUCUGAAUAAGCUGAAUGGCAUUCAAGAGUUUGUACCUAGAUUCUGGGUGAAACUACGGUGUGUGAUUGAGUGCAUUAAAUAAAAGUAAUAGCUUGUAAUAGUGGUGCUAAAAAUGUCAUACUUUUGGAUUCAGCACAA